AUGUCUCUGGCGCCUGCGCUUCUAACUUUUCGAGUUAGGCUUCUUGGUCCAGCUGCAGCCGUGCCCAGAUCAUCAGGGUAUUCAGAACAUCCAGCGUCCGACGAGGAGCGACGGACAUGCGGUUACUUCAAGGAUCAGGAAUUUCUGGCUGCAGAGGAGGCCUACCACGAGGCGGUUGAUCAUCUCCACGAGGCGUUUGGCAAGUUUAGUGGACCACAAGUAGAAUAUAAGAAUACGAGUACCGACUCGUCUUGUCGCGACGCGACCGCUGCGGCUCUCAUGCAGUUGCCACGCAUCAAUCUGCCAAAAUUUAACAGAAAGCUCACGGAAUGGGCGAAUUUCAAAGUGGAUGAAUACGACAACUCGUUCGCGAUAGUGACCGCGCACAUACGAGCGUUCGCGGACAUGCCUGCCAUGCGUUCCGAAAGCGCCGCCGAGCUGAAAAAUCUUCGCGACACCGCGUCUGCCUCGCUUGCUGCACUCGCGUGCAUGGGCCGUCCCGUCGACACGUGGGACGACCUGCUCGUUUAUAUAAUUUCCCGAAAAUUUAGCGAUAGCACGCGGCGUGAGUGGAACCUCCGGCGUGGAGAUUUCAAGGAUUGUCCGACUUAUCGCGAUCUUUCAGAUUUUAUGACGAAUCGAGUUCGCGGACUAACGGCACCGCCAAAAUAUACGGAAGGAUCGACUCCUUCCGCGCGAAAUGAAAGACUUCGUGGAUCGGUUCAUACAGUGAAUAGCGGUAAAUGCGCGAAGUGCGUCGGAACUCAUGCGUUGCACAAGUGCCCCUCGUUCCUAAGCCAACCGAUUGAUUCGCGAUGGCAAACCGUCAAAAGGCAUAAGUUAUGCUGCAAUUGUUUGCGAAACGGGCAUUUUUCGUCAAAGUGCCCCACGACGUCGCGUUGCUUCCGAUGUAAGCGCGCGCAUCACUCUACGCUGCAUCGCGACACGGCUCCGUCAAGCGAACCACACGGAACAACGUCCGCUUCCGACGUUGUUAAGCCCGCGAAUCAAGACGAUUCAAAGAACUCAGAGGCUGCGACAGUGCAGUCCGUCGCACCGGAACCGUCCGGUCCCGGUGCUGUUUUACUAGCGACCGCGUGGGUUAGCGUAAAGACCGCGGAAGGUCGCACCUUCCAAACACGCGCGCUACUCGACCAAGGGUCGACCUUCAGCUUCAUCUCGGAAGCUUUCUGUCAGUUAUUGCGAACCAGACGGUAUCAAGUAAAUUUGCCGAUUCGAUGUUUUGGGGAGAAAUACAGCGGCUCAGCGCGCUCGUGCGUUCAAUUGAAACUUUCAUCGCGCUUCGCGGAUAAGCCCGCUUUCUCUCUUCUCGCGUACUCAUACCAAAGAAUCACGGCGUACGCGGCUUCCCGCAUGCGACCGCUUCACGAGUGGUCGCAUUUGCGCGAUCUGCAGCUGGCAGAUCCGGAUCCGUCAUCCCGCCAUCCAAUACAUCUAUUGAUAGGCGCGGAUCUGUACGGAACAUUGCUUCGCAAUGAUUUGCGUCAAGGGCCUACAGGCUCUCCGACCGCUCAAGCCACCGCUCUCGGGUGGAUCAUCUCGGGGCCCACAGGACCGACCAGGUCUUCUGUCGCGGCCGCCGCAGUAAAUAAUGUUACUUCGGAUGCUCCUAUCGACGUUCUGCUUCAGAGAUUCUGGACGGACGAGGACAUCCCGUCGUCGUCCUCUCGGUUGACAGCCGACGAGGAGAAGUGCGAAAAUUUCUUUCUCGCGACUCACUCGCGAGACGAUUCCGGCCGUUACACGGUCCGGCUUCCCUUCAAAACGGACACGCCGCCUGAAAUCGGUGCGUCCCGCGCGAUCGCCGAGCGGAUGCUCGUCCGACUCCAGUCGCGAUUAAAGCGACAUCCCGAGAUUGCGACAGAGUACGCUCACUUCCUGACGGAGUACGAAAACCUCUCGCACUUGGAGAUGGUUCCGCUCAGCGAAGAUCCAACGCGUCUGCCGGUGUACAUUCCGCACCACCCCGUGUUGCGGGCAACAAACACGACUACCAAGUUACGGGUAGUCUUCAACGCUUCGUGUCGUACGUCGAACGGCACGUCCUUGAACGACCAUCUAUUGAUCGGUCAGAAACUUCAACAAGAUCUCGCUGCAAUCCUCUUGCGAUGGAGAAUGUUCAAGGUGGUUUGCUCUGCGGACAUCGAGAAGAUGUUCCGGCAAAUCCGCAUUCAUACGCUUGACGCUGAUUAUCAGCGUAUAUUGUGGCAGCCGCCGGGCGCAGAAUCACCACACAGUUACCGUCUUCUUACGGUUACCUACGGCACCGCGUCAGCGCCAUACUUGGCGAUGCGCGUACUACGUCAGCUAAUGGCUGACGAGGGAUCACGAUUUCCUAAGGCCGCCGCGGUGUUAGACAAAUACAUCUACGUAGAUGAUGUGCUCAUCGGAGCGGAUACCGUCGCGGAGCUCAUCGAGACACGCGAUCAGCUGAUUGCAAUGAUGAAUUGUGGCGGAUUUCCGUUACGUAAAUGGAGCGCGAACACACCGGACGCACUUCGGGAUCUACCCGCCGAAAUCAUUAACGCGAAACAGCUGUCCUUCGAGGAAACCGGAAUACAAAAGAUUCUCGGGUUGACAUGGCAGCCGCGCGACGAUUUCUUUCAAUUCACGGUCACUGACGAUCGGAAUGAGUCAACGACGAAACGAUCAGUACUAUCAUGUGUCGCCAAAUUAUACGACCCACUCGGAUGGGUCGCGCCGGUCGUAAUCACCGCGAAAGUUCUUAUGCAAGAACUGUGGUUAGCUCGGCUUGAAUGGGACGAUCCACUCCCGACGGACAUUCAGACCAGAUGGGUCGAUUAUCGCGAACAACUCACGCAAUUGUUCGAGAUCCGAAUCCCACGGUGGGUCGGGCGUCAUCACGAGAACUUAGGGGUAGAGAUUCACGGGUUUGCGGACGCUUCCACGCGCGCCUACGCGGCCGCCGUCUACCUUCGUGUCAUUCAUAGCUUCUCUGAAAUUCGCACGCACUUACUCGUCGCGAGGACGAAAGUCGCGCCGAUUAAAACAAUCAGCAUACCUCGAUUGGAGUUGAACGCGAUUGUGUUGCUGAGCCGACUAAUCACGUGGGUCUCAACGGCGCUCGAUUACGGAUACGUUCCCCGAUACGGAUGGACCGACUCCACCGUCGCCCUAGCGUGGGUGUCACAACAUCCUUCGCGUUGGAAAACAUACGUGGCGAAUCGCGUGUCAGAGAUUCAAUCGGUCAACCCGACGAUAAAAUGGAAUCACGUCCCGUCAGAGCAAAACCCAGCUGAUUGUGCGUCUCGAGGAAUUUCUACGAGCGAUCUCAAGACACACCCCCUGUGGUGGAAUGGCCCUCUGUGGCUUCGUCAACCCUCCCCCGCUUGGCCAGAUCAAACCAAGCGUGAAGGCGCUACCCGCACUAUUCUGACGGAAGCCGCUCGCGCCUCCGUUCAGCAUGUAAACGGGGAUCCAGAGUGGGAUCUUCCAGACACUUACUCGACAUGGACUUUACUCGUUCGCGCUACCGCGAACGCUAAAAAAUUCAUUGCCAAAUUAAGGGCGCGACAUACAGCGCACGGAAACUUUGAAUCAACUCUCACGUGCGAAGAACUGAAGAACGCGGAGCUCUUCUGGUUAACUACCGUGCAGACCUCACAAUUCGCUCUCGAAUUAGAGUCGCUGCAAAAAACUGGCUCGAUCCAUCGCUCCAGUCGUUUGAAGGCUCUUCAGCCUUUCAUUGGGGAGGAUAAACUGCUCCGUCUCGGCGGGCGAUUAGAACGCGCCUUUCUUAGUUACGCCGAAAGGCAUCCUAUUAUUUUAGCCGAUCAUAGGGUCGUACGCCUGCUCAUUAGUAAGGCUCAUAAAGUGACAUUGCACGGCGGGACGCAAUUAACACUCCGCGUUCUCCGCCAACAAUAUUGGAUCAUCUCCGCUCGUUCGCUAGUGAAACAGCACAUUCGGAACUGCGUUAUCUGCGUGCGUAACCGUGCGAAACCGUUAAAUCAGAAAAUGGCGGCCCUUCCGGCACGCCGCGUUAACCCGGCUCCACCGUUCUCCAGCGUCGGUCUUGAUUAUGCCGGUCCAUUUCUUGUAACCACGCAUGCAGCGCGCGGUCAGCGCACUUACAAGCACUUCGUAGCAGUAUUCGUCUGCUUCGUCACUAAGGCCGUUCACUUAGAAUGUGUGGAAGACUACUCCACCUCAGCGUUUUUAGCGGCCUUUUCUCGUUUCACUAGCCGACGUGGACUCCCGACUCAUGUCCAUAGCGACAACGGCACGAAUUUCCAAGGCGCUGACCGCGAACUGUAUCGAGCAUGGAAAUCGAUAAAUAACGACGAAGAGCUGCGAGCGUCUGUCGUUAAUGACAAAAUUUCUUGGCACUUUUCUCCUCCCGCCGCGCCGCAUUUCGGCGGCCUGUGGGAAGCGGCCGUGAAGGGCUUCAAACUCCACUUUUUAAACGUCAUCGCGGGCGCGCGCACGCUCUCGCGCGCGGAGUUCGUCACCUUGCUAUGCAAAAUAGAAGCGUGUUUGAACUCACGACCAUUGGCCGCUCAGUCUGACGAUCCAUCGGAUCUUGCCGCGAUAACGCCCGGUCAUUUUCUAAUAGGCUGA
Linepithema humile (Argentine ant) is the source of this 4602-nucleotide messenger RNA. The record is from RefSeq and is a predicted model, not a curated record. NCBI's taxonomy places the organism in Eukaryota, Metazoa, Arthropoda, Insecta, Hymenoptera, Formicidae.